Messenger RNA from Strigops habroptila (Kakapo), 3706 nucleotides. RefSeq names its product leucine rich repeat and fibronectin type III domain containing 1 (gene LRFN1). NCBI's taxonomy places the organism in Eukaryota, Metazoa, Chordata, Aves, Psittaciformes, Psittacidae. Gene Ontology annotation, molecular function: protein binding. The coding region runs from base 499 to 2424 and encodes 641 amino acids. The transcript has 4 exons. The record is from RefSeq and is a predicted model, not a curated record.
GCAUCCCCCGCCCCGAUCCCGACCGCCGGUACCCCCCCCAGCAUCCCGAUCCCGGCAUCCUGGUGCCCCCCUCAGCAUCCCGGUCCUCAUCCCUGCAUCCCGGUACGCUCCGGUAACCCCCGCUGCCCACCCCCAGCAUCCCGAUCCCGGUAUCCCGGUCCAACCCCCCUCCAUCCUCAUCCCGAUCCCCGUAUCCCGGUGCGCCCCCCACCCAUCCUCAUCCCGAUCCCAUUAUCCCGGUGCCCCCCCAUCCUGAUCCCGAUAUCCCGGUGCCCCCCCCCCCCCCGUAUCCCGAUAGCCCGGUUCCCCCACCCCAAUCCCGGUAUCCGGGUCCCCCCCGCUCCGGCCAUGGUCCCCCCGCGGGGCGGGGCCUGAACCGGGCCCGUUCCCCCCCCCGGAGCUGCGAUGGGAACGUCCGUGGGCUGAACCCCAGGCCCCGCGGCGACGCCCGGACGGGCCCAAGAUGGAGCCUUGAGAGGAGGCGCCGCGGGGCGCAGGAUGGCGAAGCUGCUGGUGCCGCUGGUGGUGCUGGGGGCGGUGGCGGCGGGACCCCCGCGCUGCCCCCCGCGCUGCCUGUGCCCGGCGGCGGCUCCGAGCCCCACGCUGCUGUGCGCCCGCACGGGGCUGCUGGCGGUGCCGCCGCUGCUGGACCGCGCCGCCGUGGAGCUGCGCCUGGCCGACAACUUCAUCGGCGCCGUCGGACGCUCCGACUUCGCCAACAUGAGCAGCCUCGUCCACCUCACGCUGUCCCGCAACGGGCUGCGGCGCCUGGCGCCCGGCGCCUUCGCCGACCUCCGCGCCCUCCGCGCCCUCCACCUCGACGGCAACCGGCUGCCGGCGCUGAGCGGCGCCCAGCUCCGCGGCCUGGCCAACCUGCGCCACCUCAUCCUGGCCAACAACCAGUUGGCCGCCAUCGAACCGGCCGCCUUCGCCGCCUUCGCCGCCACCGUGGAGGACCUGGAUCUGUCCCACAACAACCUCCCGGCGCUGCCCUGGGACGCCGUAGCCUCUAUGGCCAGUUUGGCCACGCUCACGUUGGACCACAACCUCUUGGAGCGCAUCCCCGCCGGCACCGUGGCGCGGUUACCGCGCUUGGCGCGCUUGGACCUCACCGCCAACCGGCUCCGCGCUUUGCCGCCAGUGCCGGGGCCGCCGGGCCCUACGCUGGCAGCGGGGGGGAACCCGCUUCAUUGCAACUGCGAGUUGCUUUGGCUGCGCCGCUUGGCGCAACCGGACCGGCUGGAGAGCUGCGCCUCGCCGCCGCCGCUGGCCGGGCGCUUGCUCUGGGCAGUGCCGGAGGAGGAGCUGACGUGCCGCGCGCCCGCCAUCGCCACCGCGGCCGCGCAUCCUGCUGCCGUCAUUGAGGGGCAACCCUUGACGCUGGCGUGUGCCGCCGCCGGGGACCCGCUGCCGGCGCUGCAUUGGCUGGGGCCGGACGGGCGCUUGGUGCAGAACGGGUCUCGCCGCGCCGUGGGGCACGACGGCACCUUGGAGCUGCGGGUGGCCACGCUCGGGGACCACGGCGCCUUCACCUGCGUGGCAUCCAACGCGGCCGGCGAGGCGGCCGCGCGCGUGGCCGUGACGGUUCUGCCGCUGCCGGUCCCUCACAGCGACGCCGGUGACGAUGGCGGUGCCGGUGCCACCGCGGUGGGUCCCGGCGCCUCGGACAUGGCUCGUGCCGGGGGCAAUGAGACGCGGGCGCCGGGCGAGCGGCGCGUGGUGGCGGCCGAGGUGACGGCGGCGUCGGCGCGGAUCCGGUGGCUGCCGCAGCGCCACGUGCCCGGCGUCCGCGUCUUCCAGAUCCAGUACAACAGCUCCGGGGAUGAGGCGCCAGUUUACAGGCUCCUGCCCCCCUCCAGCCGCAGCUUCACGCUGCGGGACCUGGCCGCGGGCCGCGAGUACGAGCUGUGCGUGGCGGCGCUGCAGGGCGCGGGGGGCUCCGCUCCGCCCGUCACCCACCCUCUGGGCUGCGUCCGCUUCAGCACCGCCCCCGCCGGCUCCGCCUCCCCCCCGGGCUGCGCCGCGCUGCCCAGAGCCCACUUCUUGGGGGGCACCGUCAUCAUCGUCAUCGGCGCCGCCAUCGCCGCCUCCGUCCUGCUCUUCAUCCUCAUCCUCACGGCGCGCUACAAAGCGGCGGCGGCUUCGCGGCGCCUCCCCACGGUCACCAGCGUCUGCUCCCAAACCAACGGCUCCCACCGGAGCCCGGACCCGGAGCCUCCGGUCCCGGAGCAACCCCCGGCGGCCGCGGUGCCGGCGCCCAUCGCGGCGCCCCUCACCGUGGGCUCGGGCAGCCACAGCUUCCCGCGGCGCUCCCGGACUCGACGCCACGGCUCCCUCCCGCGCCUCGACCAAGGCGGGGACGCGGCGCCCGCGCUGCGCCCGAGCUUCGGCAGCACCCACUGGAUGCUCGAGAGCACCGUGUGAGGGGUGCCGGGGGGGGCAGCACCCGGGGGGGCUCCCCGAGGGGAUGGGGAGGGGGGAAUGGGGAGAGGCCGGGGCUGGGAACGCCCUGAGGUGCUCCUGUGGACCCUUGGGUGCUCCAACCCAGCCUUGGGUGCUCCAGCCCAGCCUUGGGUGCUCCUAGGUGCCCAAAUGCACACUUAGGGUGCUCUAGGGUGUUCCUAUGGAUCAGUGGGUGCUCCAACCCAGGCUUGGGUGCUCCUGGGUGCCCAAAUGCACCCUGAGGUGCUCCAGGGUGUUCUUAUGGACCCUUGGGUGCUCCCGGGCACCUAAGUGCACUUUGGGUUCCUGAACACAGCUCGGGUGCUCCUGUGAAGCUUUGGGUGCUCCUGCCUGCCCACAUGCGCCCUUGGGUGCUCCUGGGGUCCUGAACCCACCCUCGGGUGCUCAAGUGAAACCUUGGGUGCUCCUGGGUACCUUUGGGUGCUCAAACUCAGCCUUGGAUGCUCACACGCACCCUUGGGUGCUCCUGGGGUCCUAAACCCACCCCUGGGUGUCUUAAAUGCACCUUUGGGUGCCUGAACCCCCCCCCCUUCCCAGGACCCUGCUGCACCCCUGGGUGCUGGUGGGUGCCAUCGGGUGUCUGCCCACACCCCACAUGCAUGUGGGCACCAGGACACACGUGUACGUGCCCUCAACACGUGUGUGGGCCCCCAACAUGUGUGUGGGCCUCGACGGGGGGAUCCGUGCCCUGGGACUCUUGUGUGUGCCCCGAACAUGCGUGUGCACCCUGACAUGCGUGUGGACCUCCCAGCACACGUGUGGGCCUCACCAGGGGCUUCCCCCCAUGGGACUGACGUGCUCCCCAACCAUGCGUGACACACGUGUGCGCGCCCCAACAUGCGUGUCCGCGCCCCCGACACGCGUGUGCGCCCCGGCUUCGCGGUGCCUUCGGCCUUUGGGGGUCCCGCACACGCCACUGACAUGUCUGCACAGAUGACACGAGACCCGCAGCCCCCCCCCCAAAGCAACCCCCAUUGGGGGGUCCCGGGGGGGUCCCCGGGUGUCCCCCCCCACCCCGUGUCCCCUUGUCCCCCCCCCCGGGGGCUCCCAUCUGGCUGGUCUGGAUCCCCCCCCAGCCCCAUUUCCCCCCUCCUUUUGCCCUUUGACCCCCCCAAAACCCUGUCCCCCCCCCCCCUUCCCAGCCGCCCCCCCCCGGGCCUCUCCCCCGUGUUGAACACAAGUUUUUACAUUAAAAACCUGUGCCCCCCUCCCCCCCCCGGAUUAAACCUUUUGUGUGCGAAAA